Molecule: messenger RNA, 2424 nt
Organism: Chelmon rostratus (copperband butterflyfish)
Lineage: Eukaryota; Metazoa; Chordata; Actinopteri; Chaetodontiformes; Chaetodontidae
Gene: cybb
Product: cytochrome b-245 heavy chain
Exons: 13
Coding region: 111-1808 (565 amino acids)
Biological process (GO): defense response; superoxide anion generation
Cellular component (GO): plasma membrane; NADPH oxidase complex
Molecular function (GO): superoxide-generating NAD(P)H oxidase activity
Source: RefSeq, a predicted model, not a curated record
UCAGUCCACUGCACUCUUCACUCCCUCCUUCGCUGCUUCCUGCUUCCUUCUCUGCGAUCACAUCAACACACUCUUGUUCACACACACACCUGCUCAGACGCACCUUCAGCAUGGGGAACUUUGCUGCCAACGAGGGACUCUCCGUCUUUGUCAUCCUGGUGUGGCUGGGCAUCAACGCCUUCCUGUUUGUCCAUUUCUACAUGGCCUUCCUGGUGGAGCGAUGGUUUUACACCAGGGUCCUGCUCGGGCACGCCCUGUCCUGGGCCAGAGCUCCUGCCGCCUGCCUCAACUUCAACUGCAUGCUCAUCCUGCUGCCGGUGUGCAGAAACCUCCUCUCCUUCCUGCGAGGCUCCAUCCAGUACUGCAGCCGGACGGCAGCUCGCCAACUCGAUCGAAACCUCACCUUUCACAAACUGGUGGCCUACAUGAUCGCCUUCCACACAGCUGUGCACAUCAUUGCACACUUGUUUAACUUUGAGUAUUUCAUGGACGCUCAGCUGAAUCGCAACAGCAGCUUUCUGCCCUUCAUCCUGUCUGAAAUCGGCAGCGGGGACAACGCCUCGUUCCUGAACCCCAUCAGGACGAACGAGACGAACCCGACCAUCGUCAUGUUCACCACCAUCGCCGGCCUCACGGGCGUGGCCAUCACGCUGGCCCUCAUCCUCAUCAUCACCUCAUCCAUGGAGGUCAUCCGCAGGUCCUACUUCGAGGUGUUCUGGUACACCCACCAUCUCUUCGUCAUCUUCUUCAUCGGACUGGUGUUCCACGGCUUCGGGCGGAUUGUGCGAGGACAGACGCCCGCCAGCCUGAAGACCAACAACCCCGAAGUUUGUGCCCAACAGUUCGAAGACUGGGGAAAAAAUGGGUCCAACUGUGCUGUGCCGGAGUUUGCUGGAAACCCCCCGAUGACGUGGAAGUGGGUGGUGGGCCCCAUGAUCCUCUACGUGUGUGAGAGGCUGGUCCGCAUCUAUCGCUCCCACCAGAAAGUGGUCAUCACCAAGGUGGUGAUGCACCCCUCCAAGACCCUGGAGCUGCAGAUGAAGAAGAAAGGCUUCCAUAUGGAGGUGGGUCAGUAUGUCUUCAUCCAGUGUCCGUCCGUCUCCAGGCUGGAGUGGCACCCCUUCACCCUGACCUCCGCCCCCGAGGAAGACUACUUCAGCGCCCACAUCCGCAUCGUCGGAGACUGGACUCAGGCGCUGUACGAGGCCUGCGGGGGGGACAAAACCGAGACUCAGGAGGCCUGGAAACUGCCCAAGCUCGCCAUCGACGGCCCGUUCGGCACAGCCAGUGAAGACGUGUUUCGUUACGAGGUGGUGAUGCUGGUGGGCGCGGGAAUCGGCGUGACUCCUUUCGCCUCCAUCCUGAAGUCCGUGUGGUACAAACACAUCCAGAACAACCAGGACGUGUUCACCAAGAAGAUCUACUUUUACUGGCUGUGCCCGGAGACGCAGGCUUUCGAGUGGUUUGCCGACUUGCUGCAGUCUCUGGAGGGGCAGAUGGCGGAGAAGGGCAUGACCGACUUCCUCAGCUACAACAUCUACCUCACCCGCUGGAAGGAGACCGAGGCGGCUCACUUCCGUGUUCACCACGAGGCGGAGAACGAUCCAAUCACGGGGCUCAAACAGAAGACGCAUUAUGGGAAACCCAACUGGGACAACGAGUUCACCAACAUUACGUCAAAGCACCCGGGAGCUAAAGUGGGGGUCUUCCUGUGCGGUCCACCUCAGCUGGGGAAGUCUCUGGAGAAACAGUGUCUGUCCCACUCAGAGGCCGACGUCAAGUUCAUCUUCAACAAAGAGAACUUCUAAAAAACGCCACGAAAAGCACGAGAGGAAACAUCCCAAGUAGCAGCGAGGUGGUUUUUUACGGGGGCCGCCGGCAGCUCCUCGCUGACUUCCCGCCGCAGGCGUUUUGCAAAGACGCCGUUGUUGCUCAAAAAGGGUCGAGGAAAUGACCCUGAUGUAUUUUCCACAUUAGCUUCUUCUGCUUUUCUGUUACAACAAGCAGCAGGUUUCAACACUUUUCUUCCUUUCUUGAAAACUUUCACAGUCAUAACUUCCGAAAUGCAGUUUUGACACCAGAUGAUUCAAAUUCCCAAACCGAGAGAAGCAAAAGAGCUGCAGCUGCUGCAGAGGAGCUGCAGAGGAGCUGCAGCUGCUGCAGAGGAGCUUCCAGGGACAAGCAGCAUCAAAAAUGAGCUUAAACAAACUCCUCGGUGCUUUUUAAACAGUGUUUUGUGUCUUUAUGUUUCUCCUUCAUCAGUUCAUUCUUUGCUGGCAUUCAGAAACCCUCUUGGUGAGUCCUGGAUGAGGCUUUUCUACACAAUAAGUGGACUUUCUUUACAUUUCUCCACCUUUGUGGUCGCUGUCCUGAGCUGUCGACACUCACAUCUCUUGCGCGUAAAUAAAGCUGAUUGUGAUUUUU